Messenger RNA from Colletotrichum tamarilloi, 1098 nucleotides. Its product is annotated as transcription factor RfeG. Bases 1 to 1098 code for a protein of 365 amino acids. The record is from RefSeq and is a predicted model, not a curated record. The transcript has 3 exons. NCBI's taxonomy places the organism in Eukaryota, Fungi, Ascomycota, Sordariomycetes, Glomerellales, Glomerellaceae.
AUGUCGAGAUCCUCCCGUGGCCCCCCUCCGGCUUCGUCUGCCCCUCAGAGCGGCCGCUCCAACGAGUACUUCGUUCCGAGAGAUGGAAUUGAUCGCGAGGUCAUCACCGCCGAUAUUUGCCGCUACCUCGGCAACGACGCCCUCGUCCGCCCGGGUCACUACGAGAACCCCCAGACCGGACAAGUCUCACAGGGUUACUACAUCACCGCCUACCGAAACCUAACAACAGCCAUGAUCGACGACUUGAAGGCCGAUUCUGCGCGAUGGGAGGCAGAGAGGCGGCAGCAGGCCGCCCGGAAUAGUUCAGGAGGGUACCGCCAGUCGGAGACUCACUCCGCACGCCAACACUAUGGUCCCACGGAUUCCACUGGCUACCCGGACGUAGGACGUGAUUCCUAUGAAAGCACCCCUAGAUAUCCAGGAUCUCAAGCCCCAGGUUACUCGGGGAACUCUGCCCAGGGCUACUCUGGAUCUACCCCUUCCUAUCAACAGCAGCCUUCUUCUUCUUACUCAAGUGGUGGGUAUCCCUACUCUGGACAGCCAGACCCAAGAGCCGACCCCAGGUACGCUGGACAGAGCCAAAUGGGACAAGGAUACGGUGAACCCCCGUACAUUGCUACGGCCGCGAACAUGGCGGCGCAAAGAAACUACCCCGCCGACCCCUACGCAGGACAGCCCUCUCGGACUCCUACUUCGAUGGCGCCUCCGCCAGGAGGGCCGGCUUACUCUUCCGGAUCACAGGUUCCGGCAGGAUAUCCCACAGGUUACUACCCGCCUUCGACGUCAGCCUCGUACGGUUCCACGCCGGUGGCUUCUGAUCCGAUGUACGGACGCGGUGCGUAUACAGCUUUGUACCCCAACCCAACUUCUUCGACCGAAUCUAAUUAUGUAGCGUCCCCAGCAGGUGGUGUUGCUCACCCGUCUCUUUCUGGCCAAGGAGGAUCACAGUAUGAUAAGCCCCCUGCACCCCGUGGUUCUGCUCCUCCAUCGAGUUCCAAAGCUCAGACGACAAGUAGUGGAUCAUCGCACUCUCGCCGCAGCGAAAGGGAUUCCGACAGGCAUCACCAAUCCGACCGCCAUCGCCCCCCGCGUCGCUAA